Molecule: messenger RNA, 1811 nt
Organism: Tarenaya hassleriana
Lineage: Eukaryota; Viridiplantae; Streptophyta; Magnoliopsida; Brassicales; Cleomaceae
Product: transcription factor TGA7
Exons: 10
Coding region: 312-1460 (382 amino acids)
Biological process (GO): DNA-templated transcription; regulation of DNA-templated transcription
Molecular function (GO): sequence-specific DNA binding; DNA-binding transcription factor activity
Source: RefSeq, a predicted model, not a curated record
AUGGAGAAAAGAAAUGAAAGGGAGAGGGCCGAAGAAAGAGAGGUGAAAAAAAAGUUUUUUUUUUCUUUUCCAUGAUGGGAACGCUUGACCUUUAAGUUUUGACUGUAGUGCCAAAGAACUCAACUUUCUUUCUCCUCUCCUGAUUUCUGUGGGGGGAAAAACCUUCUGUUUGAUCAGACGAAACCCCGAAUGUGUUUCCAAUGGAUUUUUCAGUGGUCGGCUCUUGAAUUCAUGAUGGGUUUCACUUGUUAUUGAAGGAGCGACCAAUGUGAAUUUUCCGACCAGCUGUUGGAUUGGAUCUGUCAAAGACGAUGAGCUCUUCUUCUCCAGCACAGUUUGCAUCCUUCAGAAACAUGGGAAUCUACGAGCCAUUUCAACAGAUAGCCGCUUGGGGGAAUUCUUUCAAGGCAGACAUGAACAACAAUGGUAACAGUAACAACAAUACAAGUCCCAACACUGCUUCCUCCACUGUAAUUCAAGUGGAAACUAGAACAAAUGACAACAACAACACCAACAACAUUAACGAGGUGAAUUAUGACUUUUCACACAGUCCUGUUGAAGCAGAACCUUCUAAUGACCCAUCUGAAGGCCGGGUCGCUGAUAAGCUACAACGUCGUUUGGCACAGAACCGGGAGGCUGCCAGGAAAAGCCGUCUGAGAAAGAAGGCAUAUGUCCAGCAGUUAGAAGAAAGCCGGUUAAAGCUGUCGCAACUGGAGCAGGAGCUCCAGAGGGCUAGGCAGCAGGGAUUAUACGUACGUAGCUCAUCAGACACGAGCUUUCUCGGACCAUCUGGCACUAUGAACACAGGGAUUGCUGCUUUUGAGAUGGAACAUGCCCACUGGUUAGAAGAACAGAACAGGCGAGUUAGUGAGAUUAGAACCGCACUUCAAGCUCAUAUAAGCGACAUAGAGCUCCGUAUGUUGGUGGAUAGCUGCCUGAACCAUUACGGAAAUCUCUUCCGAAUGAAAGCUGAUGCUGCAAAAGCCGAUGUCUUUUACUUGAUAUCGGGUAUGUGGAGAACGUCAACGGAACGCUUCUUUCAGUGGAUUGGAGGCUUCCGCCCGUCUGAACUGUUGAACGUUGUGAUGCCUUAUCUCGAGCCCUUGACAGAUCAGCAAAUCUUGGAGGUGCGUAACCUACAACAGUCGUCUCAGCAAGCGGAGGAUGCCCUCUCUCAAGGCAUUGAUAAGCUUCAGCAGGGUUUGGCUGAAAGCAUAGUUCUUGAACCGGCUGAUUCUGCAAAUUAUGGAGCUCAUAUGGCUGCAGCCAUGGAAAGUCUUCAAGGUUUAGAAGGUUUCGUGAAUCAGGCGGAUCAUCUGAGACAGCAAACUCUGCAGCAAAUGGCGAAGAUCUUGACGACAAGACAAGCAGCUCGAGGUCUGCUCGCAUUGGGUGAGUACUUCCACAGGCUUCGUGCCCUUAGUUCUCUCUGGGCGGCUCGUCCAAGAGAACCCACCUGAAGUUUUUUCUUUUCACGAGACAAGAACAUAAGAACAAAAAGACAGAACACAGAUUCAGACAGAGAUGCAACUUCAGUUGAAGGUUAUAUAGGGUUUGUGUUUUAGUUUUUCAAGAUUUCCAGCAAAAGCGUUAGUUGCAGAAAGUGGUUCUCCGUCAUUAGAUCCUUUUAUCGGAAUCGUUGUAUUUUGUUUGCUUAUGGAAUGGAAAUUCUCCAGAGGGAAGAUGUAAAUUUGCAUGGGAAUGUGUAACGUAUCGAUAAAUAAGAAGAAGACGACGGCGACAGACAUUUGUAAUUUAUGUGUGAAUUCUGAUCGAUGUGAUAAUGUAUGUCCAAAACUCGCUUUUCUGUA